AUGGUUUCUAAAUCGAGGUUUACGAAGCUGGAUGCCUUCACAAAGACGGUCGAGGAUGCGCGGAUACGGACUACUUCUGGAGGAAUUGUCACCAUUGCCUCUUUAUUGGUAGUGCUAUGGCUUGCCUGGGGAGAAUGGGCCGACUAUAGAAGGAUCGUCAUCCACCCCGAGCUCAUCGUCGAUAAGGGGCGAGGCGAGCGGAUGGAGAUCCACAUGAACAUCACCUUCCCUAAAAUACCCUGCGAACUCCUGACCCUGGAUGUGAUGGAUGUCUCGGGUGAGCAGCAACAUGGCGUCAUGCACGGAGUGAACAAGGUCAGACUUCAGUCUGCCGCCCAGGGCGGCGGAGUCAUCGACAUCAAGGCAUUGGCUCUCCACUCCCAAGACCAAAGCGCCGAACAUCUUGACCCGGAAUACUGUGGCCAAUGCUAUGGCGCAGCCGCUCCUAGCAACGCUAUCAAGCCCGGUUGCUGUAAUAACUGCGACGAGGUCAGAGAGGCAUAUGCGCAAGCAUCGUGGGCGUUUGGGAGGGGCGAAGGGGUUGAACAGUGCGAGCGUGAGCACUAUGCUGAGAAACUUGAUGAGCAGAGACAAGAGGGAUGUCGCAUCGAGGGCGGUCUCCGUGUCAACAAAGUCAUUGGAAACUUCCACUUUGCCCCUGGCCGAAGUUUCAGCAAUGGCAACAUGCACGUCCACGACUUGAAGAACUACUGGGACAGCCCCGUCACCCACUCCUUCGAGCAUACCAUUCACCAGAUGCGGUUUGGGCCUCAGCUGCCCGAGGAUAUCGUCGAGAAAACUGUUAAGAACACGCCAUGGACCAACCAUCACCUGAAUCCGCUCGACGACAGCGCUCAGAAAACGGAUGAUCCUAACUAUAACUUCAUGUACUUUGUCAAGAUCGUGCCGACUUCAUACCUGCCCUUGGGAUGGACGCCAAGUACAUCCACCGGAACUCAAGAUGAGAGCGCGUGGCUUGGCAGUCUGGGGCAUGCGUUCGACGGCAGUUUGGAAACACACCAGUACUCAGCAACGAGCCACAAGCGAAGCUUGAUCGGUGGUGAUGAUUCUGCUGAUGGCCACAAGGAGCGCCUGCAUGCGAAGGGUGGUAUCCCCGGAGUUUUCUUCUCAUACGAUAUCUCCCCAAUGAAGGUUAUCAACCGCGAGGAGCGUGCCAAGACGUUUACUGGUUUCCUCACGGGUCUCUGCGCCAUUCUCGGUGGCACGCUCACAGUUGCAGCUGCCGUCGAUCGUGGUGUUUACGAGGGUGCAACGAGGCUGAAGAAAAUGCGGUCAAAGGAUUUGUAG
Molecule: messenger RNA, 1308 nt
Organism: Pseudomassariella vexata
Lineage: Eukaryota; Fungi; Ascomycota; Sordariomycetes; Amphisphaeriales; Pseudomassariaceae
Product: endoplasmic reticulum vesicle transporter-domain-containing protein
Exons: 4
Coding region: 1-1308 (435 amino acids)
Biological process (GO): retrograde vesicle-mediated transport, Golgi to endoplasmic reticulum; endoplasmic reticulum to Golgi vesicle-mediated transport
Cellular component (GO): Golgi membrane; COPII-coated ER to Golgi transport vesicle; endoplasmic reticulum
Source: RefSeq, a predicted model, not a curated record